AGACUACAGUUCCCGGCAUGCUGGGCGGCGCUGGGUGACGACAGUUCCGGUAGAAUGGCCCGCAGCGGGUCACACAGUGUUUCUCAGGCUGCACAGAGGAGGAUAUAGCCGGGCAUGGAGCUGCUCACCGACCUCUACCAGUUCUCCAUGGCGUACGGCUACUGGCGGAGCGGCCGGCACCGGGACACCGCCGAGUUCGAGCUCUUCUUCCGGGAGGCCCCGUUCCGCGGCGUGUUCACCCUGUUCUGCGGCUUACAGGAGGCGCUGCGCUUCCUGCGGGGGUUCCGCUUCUCCUGCUCAGACAUUGAUUACCUGAAGUCCGUCCUGCCUGCCACCGUGGAGGAGGGAUUCUACGACUACUUGCAGACGGUGGAUACCUCAGACGUGACUGUCAUCGCCUUCCCGGAGGGAUCAGUAGUGUUUCCUAGAGAGCCGCUGAUGAAGGUCAGGGGUCCUCUCCUAGUUGUGCAGCUCCUGGAGACCACGCUGCUCUGCUUGGUGAAUUACGCCAGCCUGGUUGCUACAAAUGCCGCUCGGUUUCGCCUGGCUGCCGGGACAGAUAAGAGGUUGCUGGAAUUGGGACUAAGGAGGGCCCAGGGACCGGAUGGAGGACUGUCUGCUUCUAAAUACACUUACGUAGGAGGCUUUGACUGCACCAGUAAUGUUCUGGCUGGGAAGCGCUUUGGGAUCCCUGUGGCUGGCACCAUGGCUCACUCUUAUGUGUCCUCUUUUUCUGGCGCCAGUGAAUUACAGUGCCGGACUCUGCGGCCUGCAAAUGAACAGGAAGGAGAAGUGGAUCUCCUGGCGCUGUCUCAGACGUGGCUGGAGAAAGUGUGCCAGUUACUACAUAUUCCGCCGCACAGCGCAAAUCCCGGGGAAUUGUCGGCCUUCGUGUCCUACGCCAUCGCGUUCCCUAACAACUUCCUGGUAGUUGUGGACACCUACAGUGUGCUGAUGAGCGGAGUCCCUAAUUUUUGCGCAGUUGCCCUGGCAUUGCUGCAGCUGGGAUACAGAGCGACCGGAGUACGGCUGGACAGCGGAGACUUGGCCAAACAGUCUUUAGAGAUCCGCAAAGUAUUCCAGCAAUGUGCGAGAAAAUUUCAAGCUCCAAGUUUGGAAACCUUGUCCAUCGCUAUCAGUAACAACAUCAGUGAGAAGAGUCUGAAACUUCUGACUAAAGAGAAGAACGAGGUGAAUGUAAUUGGCGUUGGCACCCACCUAGUGACCUGUCCCCUCCAGUCAUCGCUGGGCUGCGUCUAUAAGCUGGUGCAGGUGAAUGACCAACCUUGCAUGAAGGUCACAGAGGAUCAGAAGAAAACGACCAUCCCAGGCAGCAAGGCGGUGUACAGGCUGUAUGACGGUGCCGGUAACAUGUUACUGGACCUCCUGGCCCUAGAGGACGAGCCUGCUGCUGAGGUUGGGAGGGAAGUGAAAAUCUAUGAGUUGGGCAAAAACACAGAAAGUGGAACUGUGACCCCCAUCAGGGCGGAGCUGCUCCACCGCGUCUACUUUCAGGGGGGACAGAUAAGCAGCAGUCCACCCCUUCCAAGUCUGGCAGAGAUCCGCUCUUAUGCCCAGCGCUGCCUGGCAGCCCUCAGUGACCAGCACCGGUACUUGGAUGAUCCAGCGCCUUAUCCGGUUGCAGUGAGUGAGAAGCUCCACAGUCUCCUGGCCACAGUCAGACAGAACGGGUACCUGCAGUGACACCAUCCCGGGUCAUCGUUCCAGAAUUCUGUGCACCAGCCUAAUGACUCCACAGCCGAUGCUCUUCUCCCUGGCCUGGAUGGCUGUACCCACUGCCAUAUUGCAGCUGUGCCUUUUGUUACCUAAUCAUAUGCUUAUAAUCUACACAAGCAACUACCUCUAUUUUUACUUUGUAUAAUGCAAGCUACAAUCAAACACAAAGUGCAGGUAAAACAGUAUGAGCAACAGCUGCGGGGAAACGCUUCCCUAAGAGACAUUUACUCCAGGCCUGGGAUUUCUGCAGCAUUGUGCAAGGCAGUGAAUACGAGUUCCCCGCCUGCUGCAGAGGAAGAUCAUCGCGCUGUGCUGCAGAAACCGCUGAUCACAGGGAAGGCAGUGACUGCGGAUGGCAUCCUACAACUAUGAGCACUUGUUUCCAAGAGGAGGGGUUCUGCCCGUCACUCCUCACAUCAUAUGCCCUACCCAGUGACUGUACAAAGCUAUUUGCAGCGUCUUGUCCGCUCCUUGUACUUAUCUGCUGAGAAUGUAUAUUUAGUACUUGUCCGGGAUGAUUUCUGACAGAUUGUUCAAAUAAAUUAAGACUAAAUUUUAUAGCAACUAAAAAAAAAGGGAUGUAGUAAUUGUGUGCUGUGUGAGCCGGGUGUCAGCGGCUGAGCUUACAGGCUGUUUGCCCUCCGUGCGACGCUGCAGCAUGACACAACAAUAGGAGUAUAAUGGUAUCAAAAUAAGCAAAGUGCCUCAGCUGCUCACCCAGGGGCAUCUGCUGGGUAUCAUGGGGUACAACGCUAUACUAUCAGCUGCAGUACCACAGCCCAGGAUUGGAACCUGCAAGUGUGCUCACACGCAGAAGCCAGAAACACAGUAUUGACAAAGAGAGACCAGCCUACGUGUACAACACCAGAGUACUCAUCAGAGGCCGCGUUACACCAGUACUGCAGGUUUUCAUAUAGAUGUACUUAUAGCAUUGUAUAUAUGUAUAAACACACCCCCACUGUAUAUAACAGUAUAUGGCCACACUGGUUAAAUAUUGAAUGCAGGUGUAUAAAAUCAAGCACUUACGACAUGCAUUCUCCAUUUGUGAUACAAAAUGAGUCGUUCACCUUUGCAUUAAGAUUGUUUCUGAAACUUCAUCCCUGCUGGAUAUUCUAUGGUCGCUGUGAUAUUAUUAGAAAGUGGAAGCGUUUAGCAACAACAGCAACUCAGCCACGAAGCAGAAGACCACAUAAAAUCACAGAGCCUGGUUAAUGGGUCAGCUUGCUGGGGGUAGCUUGUGUGGAAUUUAAUAAGUGUGGAAUUAAGAAGUGUGAUAUCCGAACAGUUAAAAUAAAAAAGAGAAGUUGGGCACUACAGACUCCACUACCUUAUACUUGGAACAAGCCUAGAAGUCCACUAUACAAGCCAAAACGGGGAUUCGGCAGACAUCCACUAAAAGCAUAGGAGACCAAGCUUCAAAUAGGACUGGGUUGCUGCUCGGAACAAAACAAAGGUCUGUCCUCAAGAUUACUGUGGACUUUUAUCUGCCAGCAUUGAAAAUUGCCCCCAGGACUGUGGCAUAAAUUCCUUGGAGUAUAUACAAACCAUCUUUGCCCGACUUCUUGUAUGGUAAUAUACCAAACUAAUUGCUGUGCUUGCCCUAUCUUUUAAUAUAUGUUUUAUAUAUACUUUAUGUACAUCUAUGAAUUGAUUUUUAAAUUAGUAGUUGCAACAAAUUCUAUAUAAUAAAACAAUUGUUUUUCCAUA
Molecule: messenger RNA, 3444 nt
Organism: Pseudophryne corroboree (corroboree frog)
Lineage: Eukaryota; Metazoa; Chordata; Amphibia; Anura; Myobatrachidae
Gene: NAPRT
Product: nicotinate phosphoribosyltransferase
Exons: 13
Coding region: 115-1704 (529 amino acids)
Biological process (GO): NAD+ biosynthetic process via the salvage pathway
Cellular component (GO): cytosol
Molecular function (GO): nicotinate phosphoribosyltransferase activity
Source: RefSeq, a predicted model, not a curated record